UCAUAUUCCUUUCUCUUUUUAGUUUUUAUUUUUCUUUUUUCUUUUUUUUUAAUAACUUGCUAUCAAUACAACCAUGGCAAGGAUUUCUCUGUUGUUAUCAUUAGCCUUAGUUCUAACCAUUGGCUCCGUCUCGGCUCACCCACCUAGCCACAAGAAAACACAAAAGACCUUGUGUCCACCUACUUUGGCCGGACUCCAAACUUUCCCUUCCCUUGAAAUCUCCAAGCUCAUCGAGAAGAAGGCACAACUCGCACCAAACACCAUUCAAUUCAACGCUUUAUUCGCCAUCUGCAAGGCCUACGGCGACCAUCUCGCGGCCUUCAAGGUUGCAGGGGUCAAGAAUGUGUUUGACUUGGUUCAUGCCAAACACGAUUUGAUGGCCAAGGCCAUGUUUGCAGCGCAAGCAUCCGUUGGUGUUAAAGGUGGUCUUGCGGUUAAGCUUGACAAGAGUUACACCGCGAUGGCUAAAUGUUUUGUUGGUCUUGAGGAGAAGAUCGCUGAGAUCUCGGCUAAGUAUAAGUUCAAUGCAGAUGCUAAGAUAAGCAAGUGUGACAGAGUCAAGAUCGACAAAUGCUUGAUUAAGCUUAAGGCUUCCAUUAAUGUUUUCGUCAAGGUGGUCACUCAGUGCAGCAAGAAAUUCUCUGUUCAGAAGCAAAUCGGUGUUCCCGUUAUUCCCGGCGGCGGUUUCAUCGGAGCUUUCGUCAAGAAUGGUCUUGGAUUUGGCGGUAAAUUCAUCGGUUUGGGCGCCCACGGCCAAGUUGAAGCCGGAGUCGGAGGUAAAGCCGGAGCCGGAGUCGGAGUCGGAGGGAAAGCCGGAGCCGGAGUCGGAGGUAAAGCCGGAGUCGGAGCCGGAGUCGGAGUCGGAGGUAAAGCCGGAGCCGGAGUCGGAGUUGGAGGUAAAGCCGGAGCCGGAGUCGGAGUUGGAGGUAAAGCCGGAAUCGGUGGUAAAGCCGGAGCCGGAAUCAAAGUCGGUGGUAAAGCUGGAGCCGGAGCCGGAGUUGGAGGUAAAGCCGGAGCCGGAGUCGGAGUGAAGCUCGGAGCAGCUGAUGCUGGAGUUAAACUCGGAGCUCAUGCCGGAGCUAAAGCCGGAGCACACGCCGGAGGUAAGCUUGGAGCUAAAGCAGGAGUUCAUGGAGGAGCCAAGGUCGGAGGUAAAGGCGAAGCUAAAGUAGGAGCUCAUGCCGGAGGUAAAAUUGGAGGAUUGAUCAAUCAAUUCUUGGGAUUCGAUGGAAAAGUUCAGUACGAUGCCGCCGGUAAGGCAAAGAUCGGCGGAGGAGCCGGAUUCAAGUCAUUGAGCCACCACGAGAAGCACUUAAACUGAGCUAAAGGCGCAAAUUUAUGCAUUUUUAACAACAGAUGAAGGAGCCAUGAGUUCAUCUUAAAUAUAUUGUUUUUUUUUAAUAUUUCUACUAAUAUGAAG
This is a messenger RNA of Eutrema salsugineum, 1420 nucleotides long. RefSeq names its product keratin, type I cytoskeletal 9. Bases 74 to 1321 code for a protein of 415 amino acids. NCBI's taxonomy places the organism in Eukaryota, Viridiplantae, Streptophyta, Magnoliopsida, Brassicales, Brassicaceae. The record is from RefSeq and is a predicted model, not a curated record. The transcript has a single exon.